AGCCUUUGGCUUUGCUUUAGUUUCAGCGUUGUCGUGUUUGAAAAUCGUGGACGUCAGGAGGAGUGUUGCAGAGGUGCUCUAGCUAGGCCAGGGGCGGCAGCCUGUGUGCCUGUGUACUAGUAUUCUUGGCAGGGGCACGCGUCUCUGUUUUAUUUUUCAAGUAGAGUGUGCUGAGAGAGGAGAUUUGCCAAAAUGCCGAAUCUGUCGCUGAAGGUCAACAUCCCGAGCACGGGGGCCGUCAAGACCAUGCAGUUCGAUGCGAACAUGAUGGUCUACGACGCGUGCAAGCUGAUUCGAGAUCGUCUGCCGGACCCGUCUUCAUCAUCAGCCAAAGACUUUGGCAUGUUUCUGCCAGACGAGGAUCCCAAAAAGGGGGUAUGGCUGGAGCCCGGCAGAACACUGGAGUAUUAUCUACUCAAGACUGGAGACCUGGUGGAGUACAGGAAGAAGAUCCGACCGCUACGUGUGAAGAUGAUGGAUGGUGCGCUGAAGACAGUCAUGGUUGAUGACAGUCAAAUCGUGGAAGAUCUUGUCAAAACCAUUUGCGAGCGUAUUGGUGUGUCCAAUUACGAGGAGUAUUCUCUGAUUCACGAAGAGGACGAUGGCGAUGAGGACAAGAAGAAGCCAUCGGACAAGGAAAAGGAGCUGAAAGUGCGCGACGCCAAGAAGAUGGAGCAGAUCCGCAAGCAGUGGCACACGGACGACGAGCUGCACUGGCUGAACCAGGACAAGUCUCUUCGCGAGCAGGGCAUUGACGAGACGUCGGUGCUGACGCUGCGCAAGAAGUACUUCUUCUCCGAUCAGAACGUGGACCGCAACGAUCCCGUGCAGCUCAACCUGCUCUACGUGCAGGCCCGCGAUGGCAUCCUGCAAGGCAGCCAUCCGGUCUCACAGGAUGAAGCCUAUCAGUUUGCUGCUCUGCAAGCUCAAGUGCAGUACUCCAACUAUGACAGCAGCAAGACCAAGGCAUACGUAGAUGUGAAGGAGUUCUUGCCGAAGGAAUACCAGAAGAAAGGUGUUGAGAAGCGUAUCUUGACCGAGUAUGCCAAGCUGACCGGCUUGACGGAGCUGAACGCCAAGUUCCGCUACAUUCAGCUCAGCCGAUCGCUGAAGACGUACGGUGUUAGCUUCUUCUUGGUCAAGGAGAAGAUGAAGGGAAAGAACAAGCUGGUGCCGCGACUGCUCGGUGUGACCAAGGAGAGUGUGAUGCGCGUGGACGAGAAAACAAAGGAGGUUAUGAAGACUUGGCCGUUGACGACUGUAAGGCGAUGGGCCGCGUCUCCCAACAGCUUCACUCUGGAUUUCGGUGAUUAUUCCGAGUCGUACUACUCAGUUCAGACAACGGAAGGAGAGACCAUCUCCCAGCUGAUUGCAGGCUACAUCGAUAUCAUUCUGUCACGGCAAAAGCAACCGGAAAGACCCCUGAUGGAGAUGGACAAUGAAGCAACCAUGCAUGAAGAUGAAGUAGCCCCUGGAAGAGCAUACUCCAUGCAGUACCAGCAGGGUGACGCCGGCCGAGGAAGCGAGGGCAACGUGGCCAUGCCGGGCGUGAUGCGCAACGCUCAGAUGCCGCUCAACAGCAUGCAGCUGGGCGUGUUCCCGUCCAACGAGGGCGAGGGACGAGUGCGCGAGACCAUGACGCGUGGCAACAUGCCGCCCGACGGUCAGAUGGGCUCCAACACCAGCACUUCGGCUGCUCAGCAGGCGUUGACGGGCAACAUCAACAACACGCUCGGCGUCAUUCGCAACAUCAUCCCAGACCUGCAGAACCCGAUGGACCUUCCUCCGAUUGGAAAUGACCCCGGCUCUGUCGGCUGGAAGCAGAACCAGAUAGACCUGCAGCGGCAGAACGUGUCCUCGCAGGUGACCGCCAUCACAGCCGCGGCAGCACAGGUCGUCACUCUGACCAGCGGCGACCCGGCCGAAACAAACUACACCGCCGUCGGCUCUGCUGUGACCACUAUCUCAUCGAACAUGUCCGAGCUGGCCAAAGGCCUGCCCAUGCUUGCUGGUCUGCUGUCGGACACGAACGACUCCAACAAGAUCCUGGAGGCGGCUCGCAAUCUGGCCGAUGCCGCUCAGGGACUACUGCAGUCCGCUUUGCCCGAGAACCAAGCGAAUCGUCAAGCUCUGCUCGCUGCACUGGGAGAGACCGGUGCUGCUGGUGGCAAUCUGCUGGCCUUGAUCGGUGAAGAGCAGGUGGACAAGCAGUAUCAGGACGACUUGAUGGCACUUGCCCAGAACGUGGCUGCUGCCACCCGCCAGCUGGUGCAGCGCUCCAAGCAGGUGGCGACGGAAUGCGACGACAAGCAGCUGCAGUCUAACGUCAUCGAGGCGACCAAGCAGUCCGCCAUGUCCACAUCGCAGCUGGUCGCAUGCACCAAGGCUCUCGCCAGUGUGGUUCACAGCCCGCUGGCUCAGGAUCAGCUUAUUGCCGCCGCCAAGCAGGUUGCCGACGCCGUCGAGAAGGUGGUGGGCAAUUGCUCCCAGGCCACCGACAACGACAAGCUACUGGAGCCGGUGGGCACGGCCGGAACGGACGUGACCCAGGCUGUCAAUGCACUGCUGAACAAGGUGCGCGAAGGGCCCGCCGUUGCCGUCAGAGGCCGACACGACGAGGCAUGCGAUGCCGUGCUGGCUGCCAUUGAUCGCCUCCACAAUGCCCAGGGAAAUCCUGCCGAGAUGGCCAAACAGGCUCGUUCUCUGGCUACAGCGUCUUCUCAGAUGGUGCAGAGUCUGCGUGAUGAGGCGUCAGGUCUCACCGACAAGGCGGCCAUUGAUCGCCUGCUCCAGGGCGCCAAGGCCUUGGCCGACGCCACUGCUCGCAUGGUGGCUGCGGCGAAAACCGCCGCCAGCAAUCCGGCGGACGAGGACGCCCAGGCGGGGCUGAAGAAGGCGACGGACGAUCUGCGAAACGCCAUGAACGCCGCUGCCGGGGACGGCCUGCGCAAGAGAGUCAUCAAGCGUUUGGAGUUUGCUGCCAAGCAGGCUUCCGCUUCUUCCACACAGCUGAUUGCCGCGGCGCAGGGAGCAUCGGCAUCCAACAGGAACCCAUCCUCACAGCAGCAGCUGGCCGCCCAUGGCAAGCAUGUUGCUGACGCCGUCGGUACGCUAGUGCAGGCUAUCCGCCAGAGCACGACACAUCCUGAUAGUGCAUCGGCACAGCUCCAGCUUAUCAAUGCCAGCCAGCAGCUGAUCCAGCCGGCCAGCAAGCUCAUUGCUGCAUCGAAGGCAGCCGUGCCAACAGUCGGUGAUCAAGCUGCUGCAUUGCAGCUGGGCAACUUUGCCAAGACAACAGCUCAGGCGCUGGCUGACCUACGCUCAGCAGCCAACAAGGCACUGGAGGCAUGCGGCUCCCUGGAGCUGGACAGUGCUGCGGACACGAUCCGCGAGCUGAUCAAGGACGUGGACACGUGCAUGCGGGUGGCAAAGGAGGAAGAGCUCAUGUCGCUGCCAGGCGAGACCCUGGAGACGGCCGCUCUAGAGCUGGGUGCCACCAGCAAGACCGUGGGUUCGUCCAUGGCACAGCUCCUCACUGCAGCGUCACAGGGUAAUGAGAACUACACCGGCAUUGCAGCACGCGAUGUCGCCAAUGCCCUUAAGGUGCUGAACAACGCCAGCCGUGGCGUCGCUGCCGGCUUCAACAAGCAGCCCGAGGCGCAGGAGGCCGUUCUCAAGUCGGCGCGCACCGUCAUGGAGAACUCUCUGAGUCUGGUACUCCAGGCCAAGCAGUCUCUGGCCGACCCCACCUCACCGGAAAACCGCAACAACUUGGCUCGGGCGGCGAAGGCAGUGUCUCAAGCGCUGGGAGCCAUGAUUGGUUGCUUGCCAGGCCUGCGUGAUGUCGACGCCGCCAUCAAGAGUAUUGCGAGUGGUAGUCAGAAACUGCUUGCUGGACAGUACCCUCACCUGGCCGAGUCCUACCAGCAGCUGCAGCUAGCGCUCAGCGAGGCCGGCGCAGGGCUCAACGCGUCCGCCGCCAACCUGGUCGUGUCGUCGCGCGGCAGCAACGACAUGCUGGCGGCGGCGGCCAAGAAGUUUGCCGACGAUUUCCUGAAGAUGCUCAAUGCCGCCAUGGCAGUGGCCGGAGCAGCCAGUGAUAAGGGAGACCAGUCUCAGGUGGUCGGCUACACACGUAAUGUCUCCGUCGCCGCCAGCAAACUGCUGCUGGCUGGAAAGGCGCUCGCGGCCGAUCCCAACGCGCCCAACGUCAAGAACAAUCUGGCGUCGGCUGCCCGCAAUGUCACGGAGUCGAUCAACUCGUUGCUCGGCCUGUGCUCGUCCAACACGCCUGGGCAGCGCGAGUGUGACAAUGCCUUGCGCACCAUCCAGGCCAGUGCCAACAUGCUCGAUAACAUCAACGAGCCGGUCAACGCCAAGACAUUCUUUGCCUGCCAGGAGACCGUCAGGGAUACGGCCACGAAAUGUGGCGAGCUGAUGAGCAAGAACAUUGGCAGUCAGCUGAAGGCCAACAACAUGAAUGGCUUUGGAGAUGAUAUGAGCAGCGCCGCGCAGUGCGUGUGCCAGAUGAUCGAGACCGCCACUCAGGCGUCGUAUCUAGUCGGCAUCUCUGACCCAUCAAGCAUUGCCGGCACGGCUGGCGUGGUGGACAGCACCACCAUAGCACAGGCGCACCAGGCCAUCAAGGACGGCUGUGAGACCCUGGUGAGCCCCAACGCCACACAGCAGCAGUUGCUCUCCGCCGCCACGCAUGUCGCCAAGCACACGUCCACCCUGUGCACGGCUUGCAAGCAGGCAUCCGCCAAGACCAGCAACGCGGUGGCCAAGAAGCACUUUGUGGCCGCAGCCAAGGACGUGGCCACGCGUACCGCACAGCUCGUUCAAGCAAUCAAGGCUCUUUCCAGCAACCCAACUGAGGAGAAUCGCGCCGCGUGUUCCAACUCCACUGGUCCUCUGAUGGAGGCCGUUGAUGGCCUCGUGACAUACUCUUCUUCGCCAGAGUUUGCCUCGGUCCCCGCACAGAUCAGUCCACCAGCCCAAGGUGAGAUGCGUCCCAUCACGGACGCCGCUCGCAACAUGGUGGCAUCGAGCUGCAGCUACAUCACGGCUGCGCGCAACCUGUGUGCCAAUCCCGACGACAAGCCCAACUGGCAGCUUCUCAACCAACACGGCAAGGCGGUGGCUGAUGCCAUGCGCAAGCUGCUCGAGGAGAUAGUUGCCAAGGCACCUGGCCAAAGGGAAUGUGACGAUACCAUUGACAAGAUGAACCAGUUUGUCAACGCCAUCGACCAGGCGACACUUGGUGCAAUCAGCAACACCCUACGACCACACACGGACUCUACUCUGGAGGGCUUCCACAAGCAGGCACUGCAGGCACUUGGUGAGGUGUCUGAUCAUAUCGAUCCACUCAGUGUCGCGGCCAAGACGGAAUCUGAGAAGCUUGGCCACCAGGUUGCCUCGAUCUGCAAUCAGUUCGGUCCGCUGAUGAACGGCGUUGUGGGUGCUGCUAGUCGCACCAAGGAUCACAACAAGCAGGUGGCGCUGCUCAACCAGGCCAAGACGCUGGCCGAGUCCAUGCUGGAGAUGCUCUAUGCAGCCAAGAGGUCUGGUGGAAACCCAGAAGCCGUUGCCGCUCACGACAUGGUUGACGAGACGGCACAGGGAACACGUGACGCUAUCAAGGACCUGAGCGAUACGCUAGAGACAGCCGCUUCAGCCAGCGGCGCUGUAUCAACGUUGGUUGAUAGCAUUCAAAAGGCUUCAAUGAAGGUCGACGAGCCACUCAUGGCUGCUCCAGAGAAGUCUUAUGUCGACUAUCAGGGCAACAUGGUGCAGACGGCACGCCGCAUUGCCAUGAAGAGCCAGGAUGUGCUUGGCAAGGCCGGUCAGGACCCGAGCGCUAUCAUGCCACUGGCCCAGGAUGUGGUGCAGCAGUACAGCAACCUGGCAUCGGACGCACGCCACGCCGUGGCCGCUACCGACCAGCAAGACGUCGGCUUCCGCAUCAAGGAGAGCGUUCAGAACCUGGGCAAGUCCACCACUGACCUGGUCCUUGGCGCUGCUGCUGUUGCCGGGAGUCCUAGUGAUCCGCAGUUCAGACGCGAGCUCUCCGAUGCAGCACGUGCUGUCUCAGAGAAGGUGUCGUACGUGCUGGCAGCCCUACAGGCCGGAUCACGCGGAACCCAGGCCUGCAUCGACGCCAUGGACGAGCUUCAGGGACUCAUCGGCGACCUGGACACCACGUCUAUGUUUGCCGCGGCCGGCACUCUGACCUCCGAGUCGGGUUCGGGCACGGCCUUUGCAGAGCAUCGUGAUGCCAUCUUGGAUGAGGUGAAGCGCAUGGUGAAGGACACCGAGGAGUUGGUAGGCAGUGCGGCCGGAUCUCAGCUGAAGUUGGAACAGGCGGCCAAGAACGCCAUGGGAACCACCAAGAGGCUGGUCGGAGCUGCCAAACUUGGAGCAUCUGCGCUUGGACCAGAGGACAAGGAAGCACAGGUUCUAAUUCUGAACGCUGUCAAGGAUGUUGCUGGCGCACUGUCCGGCCUGCUCGGUGCCACGAAGAAUGCGUCCGGAAAGCCGUCGUCGGCUCCCGAGAUGGAGAAGCUGCGCGUAGCGGCCAAGCAAAUGGUUGGCAACGUCACGUCGCUGCUGAAGACCAUGAAGAGUGCGGAGGACGAGGCGGCGCGCGGUGCUCGCGCCAUCGAGUCCGCACUGGACGCCAUCAGCCUGGAAAUGGCCGCCCUGACGUCGGCCGACCCACCCAAGAUCCACGCUAGUCCUGAGGAGCUCAUCAUGGCCACCAAGGGCAUCACCAGCGCCACUGGCAAGGCCGUCGCCGCCGGCAACUCGGGCAAGCAGAACGAGGCGGUCGCCGCGGCCAACAUGGGUCGCAAGGCCGUCGUGGGCCUGCUGCAGGCGGUCAAGUCGACGGCGAUGCAGGCCGAGACGCCACAGAUCCGUGACGGCGCGCUGAUGGCAGGACGCCAGUGCGGACAGGCGUACUCCGCUGUGCUUUCACACAUGCUGGAGAUGACGCAAAAGAAAGAUCCCAGCAUGAAGAGGAGUUUGCCUGAGCUCUCCAAGGCGGUGGCUAUAGCCGUGGGCAACGUUGUGCAGUCUGCGCAAUCUCUGAAGGGCUCCGACUGGGUCAACCCCGACGAUCCCAACGUCAUCGCCGAGAACGAGCUCCUGGCCGCUGCGGCCGCCAUCGAAGCAGCCUCCAAGCAGCUGCAGCAACUCAAGCCCAGACAGAGCAAGCAUGAGGCCGACGAGUCGCUGUCGUUUGACGAGCAAAUCUUGGCGGCGGCCCGUGCCAUCACGGCAGCCACCGGUGCCCUGGUCAAGUCCGCUACCCAAGCCCAGCGUGAGCUGGUGGCACAAGGAAGAAUAUCGUCAGGCUCUGGUGGAGCACGCUAUCUGCAGGACGACGACGGACAGUGGUCACAGGGAUUGGUUUCUGCCGCCAAAAUGGUAGCAGAGACAACUGGUCAACUGUGUGAAGCCGCCAAUGCCGUAGUGCAGGGAGGCGCCUCGCAGGAGAAGCUGGUGGCGGCCGCAAUGGGUGUGUCCAAGUCCACCGCCCAGCUGCUGCUGGCAUGCAUGGUCAAGGCCGAUCCUAACAGCGACUCGUCACGCCGACUCCAGGAGGCUGGCAAUCACGUCAAGCACGCUGCCGAGGGUCUGGUGAAGGCAGCCCAGCAGGCCGCCGACGACGAGGCGGCCAACGUCGACAUCCACCGCAGCACCAAGGCCACCGGCCGCAUUGCCCAGGAGCUGGAGGCGCAGGAGGCCAUCCUGCGCAAGGAGCGCGAGCUGGAGGACGCGCGCAACCAGCUGAUGCGCCUGCGCAAGCUCAAGUACGGCGGCAGUGGCGGAGCGUCGUAAGCGCGCUCUGCUCUGCUCUGCUCUGCUCUGCUCUCUCUCUCUGGGUGGGCAUUCUGGAGCGGCCGCCGUCAGGCACUGCCACAGUCACUGCCACAGUCACCAUCAUCACCUCUGUUUACUGUCAUGCGCACACCGCCGUCCGCAGUGAUCCCCAUGCUUGUGUGCCGUGCACAGACACACACUCACUCACACACACACACGCUUUUAGUAGCAGCUGACAGCGUACAGCACAGUAGCUAGUGUGAAGAUUACAGCGCUGUCCCGGAGAGUACUUCGCGACGGGAUGGCUGUGUCGCACUGGCGCCCCAUGUACCACUGUUCUUCAUUUAGGUUUUAGGUACGCUAGCUUGAUUCUGUAUGUGUACCCCCCCCCCCCCCCCCUUGUCCCCGUCCUCUGCCCUCCACUCACUGUAUUCCUAUCCCGUAAUCAAAUGAGAGCUCCUACACUGAGCAUUGCACAGUGUGUGAUUGUCGCUGCCUGGCUGGGUUCACCUACCUCCCAGUGUGUCGGUGCUUCACGGUGUAGCUUACAAAAGCAGUGAGGCCGGCCCAGUGUUCCUGCGAGCCGUUUCGGCACGUAUGCUCUGAGCCUCUCGCACAUCCCUAGGCCCUGCGCAACAUCAGCCCUAACACAACCAAGGGCCAGAAUACACAUCGUCCAUCAAGGCUCUGUUCCAUGUCGCUGACUUUUACCCGCACACAUUACUGAUACUCCUUGCCUGUGUGUGCCCUAUUUCUCCUCUCCUCAGUCCCUAUAAUAAUACUUAUGUACAUGAUGAUUGUUUAGAGUCCGCUGCCCAACCUAAACACAAACUCACAAACAGAUACUAAAUUUUACAUUUUUAGCGCCGGUCAUGCUCUUUAUAUUAGCGUUACGAUAAGUGACGUUUUCCGUGCUGUUGCUUUAUCCUGCCGUGAUCCAGGCCCCGCGUAUCGUUCUUUCUUUCUUGCUUUCCCCACGGUUGUUUUCUUCUCGUAUUCCUUUGCGUGUGCCCGAUCGCCCGGGUAUUCCCCCCGACCCUACGGUUCCCAGUUCCCGUCAUGUCUGCUCUACUAUUCAAAUAAUUCAGAUGGUUACUUCUGCAGCAGCCCAACGCCUAGAUCCUGAUCUAGCGGAUCGGCCAUGAUGCGCCGCUGCUGAACGCGCAGCGUGCUCAGUUGUGAUGCAAACGUACAGUCACGUAGCGGCCAUUUUUCUGUCUCUUCUCUCCCUUAUAUUCUUGUUCUGGAAAGGCGCUCUUUCCGGCUGCAUUUCAAGUCCUCCGUUUAUCAGAAUUGCCAUAUCCUUAUGUUCAUCA
Sycon ciliatum is the source of this 9143-nucleotide messenger RNA. RefSeq names its product talin-like. Lineage: Eukaryota; Metazoa; Porifera; Calcarea; Leucosolenida; Sycettidae. Gene Ontology annotation, molecular function: integrin binding; actin filament binding; structural constituent of cytoskeleton. The transcript has 50 exons. Bases 193 to 7845 code for a protein of 2550 amino acids. The record is from RefSeq and is a predicted model, not a curated record. Gene Ontology annotation, cellular component: ruffle; plasma membrane; focal adhesion. Gene Ontology annotation, biological process: cell-cell adhesion.